AUGAUAUCUAUCUUUUUUGUGAACGUUCUUGUCCUGUUGCUGACCAGUUCCUUGGCCGAUCCAUCCCCUCCAACUGCAUUCAUCAAAGACUACGACAGUUACAUGAAAGUUUGUCAACGACUAACUUGUAAAGAAAGGAAAGCUCCUUUUGCCGAGAUAAUCGCCUUUCAUGCCAAUUUCAAAAAUCAUCUCAAUAAUGUUCCUGCAAACACGGUCAUAAAAUUUGACAACGUCCAGUUGAACAAGGGCAAAGGAUACGAUCCGAAAACAGGGAUUUUUACAGCACCGGUGGAUGGUCUUUACUCUUUAGAUUGGUUAUUCGUGUCCUUAAAGGGUGGAACUGUUUAUCCUUAUCUUAUGGUUGAUGGUAAAGAACGUGUUCGAACCUGCAUUGUGAAUCAACAAGCCGACUACAUCUCUACAACGGGUCACUUUGUUACCGAGCUAAAGAAAGGAAACAGGGUGUGGAUCAAAAAUCAUGUUAAGGCAAAAUUUAUUAAUGGAGGCCUUUUCAAUUACUUCUCUGGAUACAAAAUUAAUUAACUAUGAGUA
Molecule: messenger RNA, 552 nt
Organism: Saccostrea cuccullata (small rock oyster)
Lineage: Eukaryota; Metazoa; Mollusca; Bivalvia; Ostreida; Ostreidae
Product: complement C1q tumor necrosis factor-related protein 3-like
Exons: 2
Coding region: 1-543 (180 amino acids)
Molecular function (GO): protein binding
Source: RefSeq, a predicted model, not a curated record